AUGGCGUUGGACUGUUCACAGCAUUAUUUCUUUGACGGCUUGGACACCGAGGAGGAUUUUUACAAGUCGACCGCACCGAGCGAGGACAUAUGGAAAAAGUUCGAACUGUUGCCCACUCCCCCCAUGUCUCCCACACGGACCUUUAACGGGCCAGCCCUGCACUUUCCUCUGGGAGACAGACUCAGCUGGUCCAAGUUCUGUGGCCACGAAGACGAAUACGUCCCGAGCAGCAGAGCGGAGCGGUGCGCAAACCUCAGCUCCAUCAUCAUCCGGGACUGCAUGUGGAGCAGCUUCUCCGCCAGUAAGCAGCUGGAGAAGGUCGGAGCUAAAGCUGCAGCGGCGGUGGUGAACUCUGUGGUGAACACUGGCGUGUGUCCGCUCCCGCAGAGAGCGCCCAAAGCCGUUAAAGCGCAGUGCGUCUCCGCCGCCACAGACUGCGUCGACCCCGCGGCUGUUCUCACCAUCCCCACCGCGAACAGCAGCAGGAAGCCGGCUUCGUCGGGCUCAGAGUCUCGCUCCGACUCCUCUGAUGAGGAUGACGAUGAGGAGGAGAUUGAUGUUGUCACUGUGGAGAAGAGUAAGAGAAUGCAGCUGAUGAACGUCCGAAAGCCAGUGACCAUCAGAGUGCGAGCAGACCCCUGUCCCAAACGCUUCCAUGUGUCAGUGCACAGACAGCAGCACAACUACGCUGCCCGCUCCCCAGACAGUGAGCCAGAGGAGGAAGAGGAGGACGAUGAUGAUGAUGAUGAUGAGCCACAGUGUAAGAGGAGCUGUGCCGGUUCAGACGCCUCACUCACCUCCGAUCCAGAGGACAUAGACCGACGCAAGAACCACAACUUCCUGGAGAGGAAGAGAAGGAAUGACCUGCGCUCCCGGUUCCUGGCUCUCAGGGACCAGAUCCCUGGACUGGAGGCCUCCAAGACCCCUAAAGUGGCCAUCCUCACUCACGCCUCAAAAUACCUGAGCGAGCUGCACAACCAGGAGAAACGGCAGCAGCAGGAGAAGAAACGACUCAAAGGCCGACACCAGCAGCUGCUGAGGAAGUUGUCUGAGCUCAAGAGGUUGUGGAGCCCGUCCUUCACCAGUGCCCUUGAGGAGUGUGGGGCUGGUGUAUCCUCCCUCUGCAGCACUGCAUCAGCUGCAUGCCUGCUACCUGAUCUCCACUCUUUCCCUGCACUCACAGCCGUGCCACUGACCUGUACGACGGAGCCCCCAGAAACCAGCAGACCCAACUCAAAGUACCGUGAUGGGGGAUGUGAGCACCGAGACUCACAGCUGCACUAA
Knipowitschia caucasica is the source of this 1284-nucleotide messenger RNA. Lineage: Eukaryota; Metazoa; Chordata; Actinopteri; Gobiiformes; Gobiidae. The record is from the annotation of a GenBank genome assembly.